This is a messenger RNA of Dermatophagoides pteronyssinus (European house dust mite), 660 nucleotides long. RefSeq names its product neurogenic differentiation factor 1-like. Gene Ontology annotation, molecular function: E-box binding; protein dimerization activity; DNA-binding transcription factor activity, RNA polymerase II-specific. Gene Ontology annotation, cellular component: nucleus. Gene Ontology annotation, biological process: positive regulation of transcription by RNA polymerase II; axon development; sensory organ development. The record is from RefSeq and is a predicted model, not a curated record. NCBI's taxonomy places the organism in Eukaryota, Metazoa, Arthropoda, Arachnida, Sarcoptiformes, Pyroglyphidae.
UUAUUUUGAGAAAAUUCAUUUUGAACGGUACCUAUGGUUGAAAGUGUGCAAUUUGUGUAACAAAAGAAAAAAUGAGUAAAACAAAAACAUCCAACAGUAUAAAUCCUAAACGAUGUAAAGCUAAUGCUCGUGAACGUAAUCGUAUGCAUGGCCUAAAUCAAGCAUUGGAUCAGCUUCGUGCCUGUAUACCAUUGAAACAUCUUGAAAUGAAUCAAACCGUUUUCAGCCGAAAAAUACAAAAAUUAUCAAAAAUUGAAACAUUACGUUUAGCAAGAAAUUAUUUAAUUCUUUUAACUGAAAUACUACAUAACCAAUCACAGGAUGUUAACCAAUCUUCAAUUGAUAAUUUAACGAUGGGGCAGAUAUUAGCAUAUGGUUUAGGUCGACAAAGUUUAAAUCAUCUAUCCUUACAGAUGAAUUUUUCCAGUGCUCGUAUGUUAAGUCAACCAUCGCCAAAUGUACAGCAAAUAUUUGCCAAAUUUGGUUGUUGUUCACCAAAAUCGGACGAUUAUGCAUGGAUGACAAUGUCUGAUGAAAAUUUUAUUCAAUCUUCAUCAUUAUAAAAUUGUAUGUGAGAAAUCCUAAUCCUCAUUUAUUAUCUUGAAUAGUUGAGAGAAAUUUUUCUGUUUGAUGGAUUCACGGCAGGAAUUAAUGAAUGCC